AUGUCUGACUAUCGUGGAACUGCGAUGCCUGGUUCCAGUGGCAGGCAGUAUCAGCCUGUCUAUCUGCCACCAGCUGGUCCAGUCUCUGUCCCGCAGCCACGGCCACAGCUCGACAACCACGAAGACAUUGUGGCUCUAGAGCAUGAGGUAGAGUACUACAAAGAACAGCUUGAACACUCUGAGAUCCAGCGAGAGUGUAUCCAGAACCAACUGGACACGGCAAGGGCCCAGGCACGUCACGACGGCGACAUGAUUGCAGGUUUGCAGGCGCGUAUCAAAGAGCUAGAGGAGAUGCUUCGGCGUCAUGGCAUCGAAGGAGACGCCAAAACAUCUUCGAUGCCUCUUAUUGACGCGAACCCCGAUGCUGAGGAGUACGUGGACCCGAACUCGGGCAACGGGAACGGGUCAUCGUUGAGGAGAAUGUCGACACAGGGGAGUUCCGACGUGUCACCGACUACGCGAUACUUGAACGUCUUCGGCCAGCCACCGCCACGGUUUAACUUGCAAGUUGCUGCUGCAAGAGCGGGCGAUAGUGAGGUCGAUGGAGCAUCGCAGGCUCACUUUAGCCUACACUCGAACGCAACCUCUGGUGCAGGUACGGGAACGGGAACGGGCAGCGGGUCUCGAGCAACUCCUUCUUCGCCCGAAGAACAAAUCGCCUCCUUUGUAUCAUUGAUUGGCAGGGAGCCUCAGCAAGUUAUCCACAUGCAAGACCCUCCAUUUAGUCCCACUGACUUUGCGAAUCGACUGAUCGGGCUGUGGACGACCUCGAAAUGCUUUGCGAUGAAGUACACCAACACGACCUUUAUGUAUGAUGAGAACGCAGUGGGACAGAACGUGCGUGUGUUCCUGAACCUGGCCUCGGAUAGGUCCACGGAGUUGCUUAGCGACGUAUCGACCCGAUUCUUGAUGGUUUCAAAGGCGAUCAACUGGUUCAUUGCAAAGACAGUUCUGAAGACGUCCGUUGUCAGCGGGUUCGAUCCAAACGUUGACUCCGAAAUCAAGCAGAUGGCUACUCAUCUCAAUUCCUCUACGCCUCAUACCGUGAAAAAUGCCAUGAUCCGGGGAAUCGGACAACACGUCCUCGUGCUCCGCAACCGCCCACUGUUCGACAACUUCUACAACAAACGCACCCACGAGCACACCCAGCAUCUCUUCCAGCUGCUCUCUCCCUUGAUCUUCUCUCGUGACCCAGAAGCGUGGUGCGAGUUGGGAGAGCUCAUGGUCGAUGCACACGGCCUGGCACUAGCCAUGUACUCUGGUCCAUACGAGUUCAAAUUCGUCCAUCCGUUGAGCCACCACUACUUCGACCCGAAGUACAUGACCGACCAUAAUGCCGGAACUGACGAAGACUGGGGGAUGCAGCAGGCGAAGAGAAAGUACACCGUAAAGCUUGCCAUUACACCAGUCCCGUUCUUCAGGAAUGCCAUUCUGCAGCCUGAGGCGCCACUUCAGGUCCUGCAUCUUGGAGACGUGAUCUUAGGCCCUGAGGUCGGACAUGAAUAG
Arthroderma uncinatum is the source of this 1506-nucleotide messenger RNA. RefSeq lists its product as uncharacterized. The coding region runs from base 1 to 1506 and encodes 501 amino acids. NCBI's taxonomy places the organism in Eukaryota, Fungi, Ascomycota, Eurotiomycetes, Onygenales, Arthrodermataceae. The transcript is spliced from 2 exons. The record is from RefSeq and is a predicted model, not a curated record.